UUUGCUCACAACAAAGUUAUCACAUUUCUUUCUACUACCUCCCCAACCCCAUCACCUUAAUGACCUCCUAACUUCACCACGCUUCUCCAUCUCUUUCAAAUGGCCCCCAACCCCCUCCAAUCCCUCCACUACCACCACCACCACCACCAUUCUCUCCUCAGGCUCCAACACUCUGACUCCCAACCCACCUCCUCUCUUUUCCUCAAACCCCGCACGUCCAUCUCUACCGCCACAAAUACUUCUCUCUCCCUCUCCAUAUCUUCUUCCUCCUCCACCACUACCACUUUCUCUAUCUCCCCCACCACUUCCAUUACUCCUUCAGCUUCCCAAACUUUUUCCCUUGACCUCCUCCGCCAGCACCUCUCCACCCAAAACCUCCGCCAAGCAGAUGAAGAAACUCGCCGCCUCCUCAUAGUCUUGGCAGGUGAAGCUACACAGAAGCGUGGGUAUGUCUUCUUCUCUGAGGUUCAGUUCAUAUCAGAGAAAGACCUUAAAGCGAUUGAUGAACUAUGGAAACAAUACAGCAACAACAAGUUUGGAUACAGUAUUCAAAAGAGAAUAUGGCAGAAAAACGCUGGCAAAGACUUCACCAAGUUUUUCCUCAAGGUUGGGUGGAUGAAAAAGCUUGAUACGGAGGUUGUGCAAUACAACUACAGAUCUUUCCCUAAUGAAUUCAUCUGGGAGCUCAAUGAUGACACUCCUGAAGGACACUUGCCUUUGACAAAUGCCCUUAGAGGGACACAGCUCCUCAAUAGCAUUCUUAACCAUCCUGCCUUUGAAGAUAUCAAAGAAGAAGAUGAAGUUGAUGGAGAAAAUAAACAUGGAAAACCUGAUAAUGGGUUGAGGGAGGAGGAGAACUCAUCAAAGCCAUUGAGCAAGAGAUUGUUUAAACCAAAUUAUAGCUUUUGAUUGAGUCAUUUGAUAAUUCAAGCAGAUACCCAUUACAGUGAAAAAAGAAAAUGGAAUCAUGUUUUUUAAUAUAUGCAAUGCAAACUACGUUUUCUGUAAUUUUUAUCUGAUAAAUGUUCCUUGCCAUCCCUUUUUUUUUUUUCGGUCAAUGGCCUUUGUUUGGAGGGCUUCGUAUAGAAAGCAAAUUAAUACUUUCUUAAUUAACUUGAGCGCAUGCUUCAUUACUUUUAUGGGGAACCAGGACAAAUCAAAGCCUGCCCUUUUGUA
Hevea brasiliensis (rubber tree) is the source of this 1176-nucleotide messenger RNA. RefSeq names its product tetrapyrrole-binding protein, chloroplastic. The transcript has a single exon. NCBI's taxonomy places the organism in Eukaryota, Viridiplantae, Streptophyta, Magnoliopsida, Malpighiales, Euphorbiaceae. Gene Ontology annotation, molecular function: tetrapyrrole binding. The coding region runs from base 100 to 909 and encodes 269 amino acids. The record is from RefSeq and is a predicted model, not a curated record. Gene Ontology annotation, biological process: chloroplast-nucleus signaling pathway. Gene Ontology annotation, cellular component: chloroplast.